AACUAAGCGAGGCGUUCCCGGAAAGAAGCAGAGAGAGCGAGCGACUCGUGUCGCUUCACUCGCUCGUACGGUCUCCUCUCGCUCACCCGAGAAUAAGUAAAGAAAGGAAAUUAUUUCUUUCUUCUUCGUCUUCGAUCCCCAGAACCCUCAGUCGGGGUCCCUCUCGCCUGAGAGGCGAUGCUAAGGGCUCCGCCGAGCUGUUUCCAGCUACGGCUGGGACGCGGGUCCAGAGAAAUUUCCUCCGUCGUCCUCCGGAUUCGAAUUCAUCCGCCCCAUCGCCGCGUCCGCCUGGUCCGUGCCGCCGGAGCGGCGGCCAUAGAUGGAGGAAAGAGCCAGUCGUGGGCCGACGGCGACCCGGGGCCGGAUUCUUUCUCCGGGUGGUCCGCCUCCCCGGAGACUAGCGGCUCCAAGAAGAAGGGAGGGCUUGGAAUUUACUUGCAGGGAUUCUGGAAGCUGGACUGGUUGGAAUCUUAUUAGCUUCUGGAGUUACAUUUACAUCAUUAUAUUUGAAAAGUGGAACUGGAGUCAAACAGCAGAUGAAACCUCUAACAACUGAACAGGAGGUGCUACUGUCUUCUGAUGAUCAGAGCACACAAAGUGAUCCAGUGGGAAAUGGGUCUUAUGCUGUAUUAUCAGACAAGGAAGGCAAGAUGAAAGACUCUAAUUCUGAGCAUGAGAGAGCUUUUGAGGUGCCUCCUGGAAAAGUUGUAGUUCCUCCAGUAGUUGAUGAAGUUCAAGGGCAAGCAUUGCGAACCCUGCAAGUUCUAAAGGUUAUUGAGGAUGAUGUUCAACCUGGGGACUUGUGUACUCGUCGCGAGUAUGCUCGAUGGUUGGUAGCCGCCAGCAGUUCACUUUCGAGGUACACUUGUUCAAAAGUUUACCCUGCAAUGUACAUAGAGAAGGUGACUGAACUUGCAUUUGACGAUGUCACUCCUGAAGACCCUGAUUUUGCAACCAUUCAAGGCUUGGCAGAAGCUGGACUUAUCUCGAGCAAGCUCUCAUCUCAGGAUUCUGUCCUCUUUUCACCAGAAAGCCCCCUAUCACGCCAGGAUCUUGUGAGUUGGAAGAUGGCUUUGGAUAAAAAACUUCUUCCAUUAGUUGACAGAAAUCUACUGUACCAGUGCUCUGGUUUUAUAGACAUCGAUAAAAUAAAUCCAGAUGCUUGGCCUGCUUUGGUAGCUGACUUGUCUGCUGGAGACCGGAGCAUCACUGCUUUUGCUUUUGGGUUUACCAGACUAUUUCAACCCAACAAACCAGUCACAAAAGCUCAAGCUGCUGUUGCUCUGACAAGUGGUGAUGGUGCUGAGGCUAUCAGUGGUGAACUAGCACGCAUUGAAGCAGAAUCGUUGGCUGAAACAACGGUGAAUGCUCAUACUGCUUUUGCAGAUCAAGUUAAGCAAGACCUUAAUGCAAGCUAUAGGAAAGAUCUUGCCAUUGAAAGGGAAAAGAUAAAUGCUCUAGAGAAAUUGGCUGAAGAAGCAAGGCUGGAAUUGGAAAAACUAAGAACUGAAAGAGAGGAAAAAAACAAUGCCCUUAUGUGCGGGCAGGCAGCUGUUGAAGCAGAGAUGGAGGCCUUUUCAAGGAUAAGGCCUGAGGUCGAGGAGCAGUUGCUGAGCCUGAUGAAUGACAAGAUUGAGAUUUCUUUUGAGAGGGACAGGAUUAGCAAACUUAGGAAGGAAGCAGAAAGAGAGAACCAGGUCAUUGCCCAGUUAGAAUAUGAGCUGGAAGUUGAGAGGAAAGCUCUGUCCGUGGCCAGGUGCUGGGCAGAGGAGGAAGCUAAAAGAGCAAGGAAGCAGACCAGAGCUCUAGAGGAAGCCAGAAAACAGUGGGAGAAGUAUGGCAUCAGAGUCAUUGUUGAUGAUCUUCAGGAUGAUGCUUCCACCAGACCCACAUGGCUUAGAGCUUGGAAACCACCUCCAAUGGAAGGAACGAUUGCCAGAGCUGAAACGAUUGUGGAGAAACUAAAGACAAUGGCCGCUGAAUUGAAAUUAAGGUCUAACAUUGUGAUGGAGAAAUUUAUUCAAAAGAUGGUCUCUUUAGUUAGGGCUCUUAAGCAGUCAGUAUCAACUGCUUCCAAGCGUGCCCAAGAGAUCCAUGGUAUUGUUAUUUCAAAGGCAAGAAAAUCAGUCAACGAGCUUUGUGAAAACGCUUCUGGAUUAAACUCAAGGGUUGGCCAUAGUGCAAGGAGAGCUGUUAAAGAUUGCAGGGAAGGUCUCGAGAUAAUCAAGCAGAGAUUCAAGACUUGAAAAGCUACUUUUUGUUAUGGACUUCUCUCUUUUCAACAAUGCCAGUGAACAUACUUGUGCUUCAAGUCUGAAAUCUUUAUUUGUGUUUUAUCCUUAUCCUUAAAAGAAUAUGAUGAGUGGAGAGGAUAAAAAAUGCAAAAUAUAUUUCAAUGUAACAUUUCAUUAGAAAUGUGAUGGAUUUAUUUUUUUUUUUACCUCAAAAUGGAAAUGACACAUCCAUUGAAUAACUAUUGCCCCAAGUGAGAGGAUAUUAUUUUGCCCUUCCUGAUAAAUGGCUUAUAAA
Phoenix dactylifera (date palm) is the source of this 2529-nucleotide messenger RNA. RefSeq lists its product as uncharacterized. The record is from RefSeq and is a predicted model, not a curated record. NCBI's taxonomy places the organism in Eukaryota, Viridiplantae, Streptophyta, Magnoliopsida, Arecales, Arecaceae.